Molecule: messenger RNA, 519 nt
Organism: Merops nubicus (carmine bee-eater)
Lineage: Eukaryota; Metazoa; Chordata; Aves; Coraciiformes; Meropidae
Gene: DUSP29
Product: dual specificity phosphatase and pro isomerase domain containing 1
Exons: 2
Biological process (GO): protein dephosphorylation; negative regulation of MAPK cascade
Cellular component (GO): cytoplasm
Molecular function (GO): protein tyrosine/serine/threonine phosphatase activity; MAP kinase phosphatase activity
Source: RefSeq, a predicted model, not a curated record
GAAAACGGCGCUGGAUCGCUACAGCCUGGAGAAGGCAGGCUUCACCCACAUCCUCAACGCCGCCCACGGGCAGCGCAACGUGGACACGGGACCAGAGUAUUAUCACAACAUGCCUGUGGAGUACCAUGGAGUGGAAGCAGACGAUCUCCCCACUUUCCAGCUCAGCCAGUUCUUUUACUCAGCUUCUAAAUUCAUUGAUAACGCGCUCCAGGAUGAAAGAAACAAGGUUCUGGUUCACUGUGCUAUGGGUCGCAGCCGGUCAGCCACAUUAGUCUUGGCUUACCUGAUGAUUUAUAAGAACAUGACAGUGGUGGAUGCCAUUCAGCAAGUAUCAAGACAUCGAUGCAUUCUGCCAAACCGGGGCUUCCUGAAGCAGCUGAGAGAACUGGACAUAGCACUGGCACUGCAGAGGAGGAACGCCAAAACCAGCCUACCAUCUGAUGAUGAUGAGAAAAGCACCACGACCUAAUAUCACUCCUGGCAGUGUUGUGCCACUGGAAAAGAAACUCCGUAAGAGGA